Xenopus tropicalis (tropical clawed frog) is the source of this 1459-nucleotide messenger RNA. It is a transcript of the gene rdh12, whose product is annotated as retinol dehydrogenase 12. The transcript has 5 exons. The coding region runs from base 123 to 1085 and encodes 320 amino acids. The record is from RefSeq and is a predicted model, not a curated record. Lineage: Eukaryota; Metazoa; Chordata; Amphibia; Anura; Pipidae.
CUACGCAUGCGUGUAGGUGUGACGCCACAGUCUCGCGUGAUGAGGCCGGCGGCUUCGGGAUUUUCUGUAAGUCAGGAGGCAGGGCGCUUGCAGGUAAGAGCAUUGAGGGAGGAGUGAUUACCAUGUAUGCUCUGGUGACUGUUCUGUCAGCUUUACUGCUUGUGAUGAUUUUGAGACGUCUGAAGAGAAAACGCGUUUGCCUUGAUCCCAAAAGGUUGGAUGGUAAAACUGUCCUUAUAACAGGUGGGACAUCAGGCAUUGGAAAGGAGACAGCCAUAGCUCUUGCUAAACGGGGAGCUCGUGUAAUUAUAACAAAUGAAGAUGAAGAGAAAGGGGAUACUGCUUUACGGCAAAUCAAGAGAGAAAGUGUCAGUAUGAAUGUGAAGAUCAUGAAACUUAAUAUGGCAAAUCUACAAAGCAUUCGAGAAUUCUGCAAAGAUUUUGUCCAGAAAGAAAAGAGAUUAGAUAUCCUCAUCAAUAAUGCAGGAGUGCCAGCAGUUUUGGACUGGACAGACAAUGGCUUCAGUAUGUGUUUUGGAGUCAAUCACCUUGGAACAUUUCUUCUCACCAGUCUCCUCACAGAAAGGCUCAAGAGCUGCUCUCCUAGUCGGGUCAUCACAGUGACCUCUGAAGUUCACAAGUAUCAGCGGCUGGAUUUUGCUGAUCUAAAUUACAAUAUUGUACCGCUCUUCUCCUAUUGUCGUAGCAAACUGGCUAAUGUAUACUUUACCCAGGAGUUGGCCCGUCAGAUUGAGAGGCAUGGAGUUACAUCAUGUGCUGUUCAUCCAGGUUAUGUUGUCGGGGACUGGACUUCAAAAUUUUCAGUAUUGUUCCGCAUAGUGAUGUACGUCAUCUCAUCCAUGUUCUUUAUCUCCUGCUUAGAAGGUGCACAGUCAGUAAUCCACUGUGCAGUGUCAGAUGACAUUCUCCAACACAAUGGUGGCUAUUUUUCAGACUGUAAGCCUUGCAAGCUACGCCCCCAUGCUCAGGAUACUGGCAUAGCUAAAAAACUGUGGGAGGUUAGUGAAAUAAUGGUUGGCCUUUCCUCUUCCCGUAGGGAAAUUGAAUCAAUCUGCACUCGAUAGUACUUAUUUAUUUAUUAUACUGUAAUGCACAGUAUAUUGAAAACAGACAUAUUGGAGGACUUACAAUGUGUCAGCAGUUUAAAAUAGUCUGUAUUGUACGUUCCGGUCCAUCUCUGUAUCAGAGAUGCAUUUUCAUGUCUUUUCUCCAUUGGUUCUAAAUGACCAUGACGUCAUCGUGGGCACCCCAAAAGGAUAGCUUGAAUCGCAAUUCAUUUUUAAAAAUUGCUGCUCAGUGGAAAACAGCUUCACAGUGCAAAUAUCUUGAAUUUUUUCGAAUUGCCAAUAUAAUAAUUUUAAAUGGACACUGUUAUCAAAAAAUAAAGUUUUUAUUUUCUGCCUAAAAACAAUAAAAAUGGGUUCAUGAAUGAGUGCAA